AAUUUUGUAGGGGCUGUUGCUUUGCAAUCGAUAUGUAGGCGAUUGGAACACAGCGGGUAAGACACCGGUCAGCCCAAGGACACUGUGUCCGCUUCGUGCUUUCUAUGAAAAAAAGCAGAGUUGGCCUGAGGAUGUUGCGUCCUUGUGAUACAGCUGUGCAAAGUAAAACAAGUAAUGAAUCAGUCAUGAAUAUACCUUAGAACAAAGGAUCUGCACAUCUGGAAAUGUAGGGUUUGAUAUAUGAGCACACGUACUGCUUAUAAAAAUACCUUUUUUUGUAUCUACUAAUGAUUAUGCUUUAAACCACAAAAAUGUAUUGCAUGGACCAAUUAGAAAUCGACAUGUAAUCCUGUAAUAGUAUAAAAAGCCUUCUGAUUUGUGUAUUAAACGUCUUACAUUUACAAUCCAUAUUGGAUUCUGUAAGUCCAUUUCCUCAACUUUGGGAACAGUCAGCAUGCUAACAGCGCCUAACAGCGACAUCUGGUGACCCCCGACGUGAUCAGCAAGAGACCUGAUACCCGGGAAGAGAGCUGAGCUGACUGCAAAGCGGGGAAAAAGAAAAGAAAUUCCGCGGCGGCUGCGGCCGGACGUCCGAGAGAGGCGUGAGUGGUACCACGGAUUUUCGACUCAGCAGGUGAGUCGGCUGCCUUGAGCAGGGAAAAGGCGCGGAAUGGGGAAUACGGCCCCGGGAAUAGAAAAAGCUUCUGUUGAAGCCUUGUUGAAAUUUGGACAGAAAGCUGGAGACCCGCUGGAUCGGGCUCUAGUGACAGAUUUGUUGUCUUGGGCACGCCGUAGAGGCUUACUCAAGGAAACUGCACAAGUUUUUAAAGACGAGACGUGGAAGCAUAUAGGGGAGGAAAUAUGGGAAUCUGUCCAGACUGAUAAUAAAGAAGCAAAAAGACUUGCUUCAACCUAUCGACAGAUCAGUCUCUUAGUACAAAAAAUAGGAGCGGAGGCAGAAGUUGAAGCAAUAAUUCAGACCAUCUUGAAAGACGCUAAAAAUAAAGUAACAUCGGGAUCGGGGGCGGAGACAAAAACUGCCGCGGAGACAAAAACUGAGAUAAAAACUGAGACGAAAACUGUUUGCCCUGCUACCCAAGGUCCUUACGAUUAUCUCAUUCCUGAUUGGGACCCCGAUAAGGGAGCGGGAGGUUCACAAGUCCCCGAGCCUAUGGAAGUGGGACAAGCGGUACCAUCAGCUCCGCAAAUAGAUCCUGCAACUGUCCCUCUGCCUCCUGAGGAAGAGGAGUUAAAGACUCUUUUACAUGAGCAGGCAGAUGCAAUGACUAAACUAUUGAAUGAGAUGCAACGGUUGGAUAAAGGUUCCAAAUCAAGGGUGGUUAAAGAGAGUUAUCGCAAGGCACAUAAGUCUAUUGUUGAAGGUCUGAAAAAUAUUGAGAAACAAUUAACAAAGAUUGAGUCUGGUAAUUGUGUUCACCCUGCUGCUGUUACUGAAGAGAAAAAUACAGAUGGUAAAAUGUCAGUGGAAAGGGUUCGUCAACGGGUGUUACAAAGUAUCAGAGAUGGUGAAAUGGACAUAGAGGAGGGCGAUUGGUAUUUGCGGUCUAAGUAUGGUUCAGAAGCGAGACUGUCUGCGGAGGAUAAGAGAAAGCUUGCAGAUUGGUUUGCAUUGUAUCCUCAGUAUAAAAGGAAAGAGGAUUCAGCAAGUGGAAUGGUGGAUGAUGUCUGGAAGUGGUGGAGAGGGAAAGCGAAUGAGGAAAAGUCAAAGGAGACUCCUAAACAGAGAAAUUCUGAUUACAUCCCAAAAGAUCCCAACUUUGACAUGUCAAACCGGUGGAAGGGAGUUGUAACCAAUGCUGAAAUUACUGGGGAUUUUCAGUUUACAGCUGCACCAGUAACUAUUGAUAAUAAUGGACAGAGAAACUGGCAGCCUAUAGAUUGGACCACAGUUGCCAAAAUACAGAAAGCAAUUUUAGAUUAUGGAAUAGACAAUCGACUGGUCAGAAGACAGAUGGAAACAUUUAUAAAACAUCAGACACUAAUACCCACAGACAUUAAACAUCUGUUUGAACUGAUGCUGGGACCUACGAGUUAUAUGAUGUUUGUUAACAAGUGGCAGGAAAGAUUAGAGCAGAAACAGCUUGAUAACUUGACACUGCCGCACGGAGAUCCCUUACGGGUGGCCUCCCUAGAGCAAUUAAUGGGGAACGGUCAGUACGUUGACCCACAGCGGCAAGCUGCGCUAGACUUGCGAAUUCUGGCUCAAAGCAAAGUGGCUGCCCUUGAAGCUUUCGCCAGUUUGCCACAGGUCGGCACUCCAAAACAACCAUACUUGCAAAUUAAACAGAAAGAUAAUGAGUCAUUUAUGGCAUUUGUUGACAGAAUUACAGAAGGUGUUGAAAUGGCACCUGACAUUCCAGCCAACAUGAAAGAGACAUUGGUAAAAGAGAUUGCUAUGCAAAAUGCCAAUGCUGCAUGUCGGAGGUUAAUUGCCACUUUACCCCCUGCUGCUUCUUUACUGCAAAUGGUAGAACAAUGUUCUCGAGCCCCGAUGGAAGAAGAGAAGGAAAAGGCUCGAAUUCAUGCCUCUGCAUUAGCAGCUGCAUUGUCCAAAUGCUCGCCACAAGGAAAGGGGGACAAGGGCUCAAAUCCUGUAUGUUUUAAAUGUGGACAGACGGGACAUUUUAAAAAGCAUUGUCCUACAAUUAAGGCUGUUACUAACCAAGUAUCGUCGAUGAGUUCUCCAUUCGCAGGAACCUGCAACAAGUGUGACAAGUUCGGACACAGAGCGUCAGACUGCAAAUCCCGAUUUAAGAAGGAUGGAACACCUCUUGUGCCCCAGCAGGGAAACGGGGGAGGCCGCGUGGGGGGCGCGGCUCAGACCUCAUCUUAAGCGACCGGACCCCCCACAACGGAGGCUGCCUCGACGAUCUACUCGCCGCCACCAGAGGAAGCGCUGGCCUCGAUUUGGUCGUAAGUGAAACAAUAACAAUCACAACACAGGAGGUUACACUAAUCCCUACUACCAGUAAAGGACCAUUAGGGUAUGGACUUUCUGCCUUGCUAAUAGGAAGAUCUUCAGCUACAAGAACUGGAAUUUUUGUACAACCAGGAUUAAUCGAUAGUGACUUCACAGGAGUUAUUCACAUUAUGGUUAAUGUUUUUACACCACCAAUUACCAUUCCAAAAGGCAGUAAGAUAGCACAAUUGAUUCCUUUCAAAGCCUGUGUACCACAUUCAACACCUAAAAUCAGAGGAACAGGAGGGUUUGGGUCUACAGAGCCACUAAUAGCUUUCUCUGAGGUGAUAACUAACAACAAACCUACACGUUCUGUUACCAUUAUCCAUCCCGACACUCAGAUCACCCCUAAAACCAUUACAGCUGAGAUGAUGAUUGACACGGGUGCAGAUGUCACUAUAGUGCCAGCUGCAUAUUGGCCAAAAGCGUGGCCAAUUGUAAAUUCAUCUGAGAAGGUUUUGGGAAUAGCAGGACUAGCAGAAAUGAGAAAAAGUGCUGUGUUAUUGGACAUCAAAGACAAUGAGGGGAACAUUGCAAAAGUAACACCUGUAAUCAUGAACACACCCUUAUGGUUGCUAGGUCGAGAUGUACUCUCCCAAUGGCAACUUGUUUUGUCUACUCCUUUUCCAUAGCGGCCACUGACAAAGGUGCUCUUCCCACUAUUAAGCUGACUUGGAAAACUGAUAAGCCUGUGUGGGUUGAUCAGUGGCCGCUCACUGAUGAAAAAUUGGAGCACCUGAACCAGCUUGUGGAUGAACAAUUAGAGAAAGGCCAUAUAAAAGAAUCUUUUAGUCCUUGGAACACUCCAGUUUUUGUUAUACAGAAAAAAUCAGGAAAAUGGCGAUUUUUGCACGAUCUUCGUGCUGUUAAUGAGCAAAUGACGCCAAUGGGAGCGUUACAACCAGGCCUACCUUCUCCAGCUGCAAUACCUGUUAAUUGGGCUGUCUACAUUAUUGAUCUUAAGGAUUGUUUCUUUAGUAUUCCACUCGAUCCUGCUGAUACUCAACGAUUUGCCUUUAGUAUACCAUCAAAGAAUAACAGUGCCCCCAUGAGAAGAUUUGAAUGGAUAGUUCUGCCACAGGGAAUGCGUAAUAGCCCAACCAUAUGUCAAUGGUAUGUUAACCAAGCAUUACAAAAUUGGAAGAGUUCACACCCUACAUACGUGGUAUUACAUUAUAUGGAUGAUAUCUUGAUUGCUUCUCCCAUUCCCUUAACAGAAACUGAAAAGACUACAUUAUCACAGACUCUUAAGCACUGGGGAUUGACAAUUGCAAAAGAUAAGAUUCAGGCCCAAGAACCAUGGAAUUAUCUAGGACUGAUAGUGACAGAAAGCAGAAUCAGACCUCAAAAAAUUACACUACAUGUGAAAAUAGAAACAGUGAACGAUGUCCAAAAAUUAUUAGGAGAAUUGCAAUGGAUCAGACAAUGGAUAGGGAUUACUAAUAAAGAUCUUGAACCCCUUAGAGAGUUGCUAAAAGGAUCAAAACAUCCAGCAGAACCUAGAGUUUUGCAAAACCAGCACUAUGAGGCACUUGAAAAAAUUAAUAACAAAAUAGCUGAAUUACAAGCAUAUCGUUACAAUACUGCCUUGCCAAUCAAUGUUUAUUUAUGCCAACAAGACAAUGAUUACUAUUUGGCAAUAGGACAGGAACAGGAUCAGAAGACAUUCCUACUAUUGGAGUGGUUAUUUCCAAAAAGUCAGCCUCAUGCAUCACUGUUACACAAACUUGACCUUGUUGGUUCCUUGCUGUUAAAGGCAAAACGUAGAGUACGUCAUGUUUUUGGGGUAGAAGUAACUAAGAUUGUGUUACCAUUUGCAAUGAAAUCAGUGGUAGAAGAAUGGUGUAACAUGUCAUAUUCUUUUGCUACUGCAGUGAUUGCUACAUCUAUUGAUAAUCAUUAUCCUGCAUUUCCUCUAUUUGGUACUCAAUUGAUGUUAAACCAGAAAGCACUGAAAUGUGAACAACCUAUUGAAAAUGGUGCUACAGUUUUUACUGAUGCUUCUGGGAAAACACACAAAUAUGGCUAUGCUAAAUGGUGUGACACUUCCAAACAAUGGAAGACUGUAGUGAAAGAACUAGAAGGAGUUUCCGUUCAAUGCCUUGAACUCAAAGCAGUAACAAUGGUGUUUGAAGACUUUGUAAAUAUCCCUGUAAAUAUUAUUACUGAUUCUAUGUAUGUAGCUUCUGUUGUGAAUCGAGUAGAGGAGUCAAUUAUUGGACACAUUUCUAACAAGGUUAUUGAAGCUGUGAUUAUUCAAUUGUUGAAUUUGAUUCUAAACAGAAAAUGUUUAUAUUUUUGUACUCAUAUUCGUAGUCAUACUAACUUGCCUGGAUUCUUGUCAGAAGGAAACGCGAAAGCCGAUGAGGUGGUGAGUGCUGGAGCCCAGCAAAAUGAUACUGAUGAACCUUCUGUUUCUGUCAAAUCAGCCACUCAGGCAAUUAAGCAAGCACAAGUAAGUCAUGCAUUCUUUCACCAAUCUGCAAAAAGUUUGUCUAAGGAAUUCUCUAUAUCUCUGCAAACUGCUCGUGGCAUUAUUGCCUCGUGUCCUGAUUGUGCCAAGGUCUCACCCCUACAAUCAGAAGGCACUAAUCCUAGGGGGACUGAGGCAAGAGAGUUAUUUCAAACAGACAUUACAAUUGUUCCGUCAUUUGGACGUCUAAAAUAUGUUCAUGUCACAGUAGAUACAUAUAGUUCAGCCUUGUGGGCAUCUGCCAUGACAUCAUCGGGGGCGUCAGCAACGUGUCGACAUUGGAGAAUGGCAUUUGCUGUAUUAGGAAACCCCCAAACAAUUAAGACAGACAAUGGUCCAAAUUAUAAAAGCCAAAUUGUUGAAGCGUUUCUUUCAGCCUGGAAUAUCAAACAUUUAUUUGGAAUUCCUUACAAUAGUACAGGACAGGCAAUUGUUGAAAGAAAGCAUUCUGAUCUCAAACGAUAUAUUGCCAUUUUUCAAAGACAGGGGGAGUUUUCCCAUUCCCACUCCCCCCACGAUAUUCUUUCAAAGGCCAUUUAUGUUUUAAAUUGGAAACUCUGGUCACAAAAGUCGAAUCAAGAAGUUGGGUCAACCCCUAUCUUUAGACAUUUUACUCAAAACAAUCCUUUAAAAGAAACACACGUUUCUGUGCAAGUUUGGGACCCCUCAUCAGCCACCUGGAAUGGACCAUGGAGAUUAAUAACUUGGGGUCGUGGAUAUGCUUGUGUCAUUACAGAGGACGGAGAGCGGUGGUUGCCAGCCAAGUGGGUGCGACCCUGGCUACAUGCUGAAACCAAGGAAAACAAGGAGGAUGAUCAAACGGCGAUAGAAGAAAUUGCUGACUUAGAAGCUGCACACAACGUCACCAGAGACAACUGAUCUGAGACCCUGCAUCUUCCGAUGUCUAUCCUGGCAGAUGCAUCGGAUCGCUGCUACAGUGUUUGAAAAGAAAGGGGGAGAUGUGGGGAAUUUUGUAGGGGCUGUUGCUUUGCAAUCGAUAUGUAGGCGAUUGGAACACAGCGGGUAAGACACCGGUCAGCCCAAGGACACUGUGUCCGCUUCGUGCUUUCUAUGAAAAAAAAGCAGAGUUGGCCUGAGGAUGUUGCGUCCUUGUGAUACAGCUGUGCAAAGUAAAACAAGUAAUGAAUCAGUCAUGAAUAUACCUUAGAACAAAGGAUCUGCACAUCUGGAAAUGUAGGGUUUGAUAUAUGAGCACACGUACUGCUUAUAAAAAUACCUUUUUUGUAUCUACUAAUGAUUAUGCUUUAAACCACAAAAAUGUAUUGCAUGGACCAAUUAGAAAUCGACAUGUAAUCCUGUAAUAGUAUAAAAAGCCUUCUGAUUUGUGUAUUAAACGUCUUACAUUUACAAUCCA
Pogoniulus pusillus (Red-fronted tinkerbird) is the source of this 6828-nucleotide messenger RNA. RefSeq lists its product as uncharacterized. Gene Ontology annotation, molecular function: nucleic acid binding; zinc ion binding. NCBI's taxonomy places the organism in Eukaryota, Metazoa, Chordata, Aves, Piciformes, Lybiidae. The transcript is spliced from 2 exons. The record is from RefSeq and is a predicted model, not a curated record. Gene Ontology annotation, biological process: viral process. Bases 671 to 2854 code for a protein of 727 amino acids.